GGCGCGAGUAACGGCCCCGCCGCCGUCCCUUCCGGCGGCUGCCAGCGACGCCAGCGACGCCGCGGGCGCGGCGAACAGCCCACGGCGGCCAGGCCCGGGCAGCCCCCCGCCCCGCGCCGCCCCCGAUGACGACGGCCUGGGCGUAUCGCUGGGCUCCCUGGCGCUCAGCGCCAGCGCCGUCUCGUCCAGCCUGGCCUCGCUGUCGAGGCUGCGGCUCGACCCCGACGGGGGCCUCGCCGUGGCGCCGCCCGCCGAGGCAGCUCCGCGAGAGCUGCGGCCGCCACCGCCGGCGGGGCGUGUGCAUGCGGUGGAGGGGCGCCCCCUGGGCAUCGUGCCCCCCUGCGGCGACGACCUGCCGCCGGCCGUGCGAUUGUUCGGGUCGGCCGGCCGGCGCCACCGGUCGCCUGCGGCCUCGGGGCACGAGGCCGCCUCCGCCGAGGCCGCCGGCCGCCUCGCGGCACCUCGGGCGCCCGAGGGGUGGCCGCCGCCUCCGGCGCAGCCGCUUGAGCAGCCCGCGUCGCGGCCGCCGCG
Molecule: messenger RNA, 531 nt
Organism: Prorocentrum cordatum
Lineage: Eukaryota; Dinophyceae; Prorocentrales; Prorocentraceae
Source: the annotation of a GenBank genome assembly